Messenger RNA from Procambarus clarkii (red swamp crayfish), 1611 nucleotides. Lineage: Eukaryota; Metazoa; Arthropoda; Malacostraca; Decapoda; Cambaridae. The record is from RefSeq and is a predicted model, not a curated record.
AUGCCUGCAGCAUGCCUGGAGCAUACCCUCUCCAGGAAUGCUCCAGGUAUGCUGCAGGAGAAGAGCAGCCUAGAGCAAGAAGGGGCACAAGUAGUGAUGGACAAGAAGGGCAGCUACAACAGCAGCGACAACAGCAGUGACAACAGCAGCAACAACAGCAGUGACAACAGCAGCGGCGACAACAACAGCGACAACAGCAGCGACAACAGCUACAACAACAGCGAUAACAGCAGCGACAACAACAGUGACAGCAGCGACAACAACAGUGACAGCAGCGACAACAACAGUGACAGCAGCGACAACAACAGUGACAACAACAGUGACAACAGCAGCGACAACAGUAGUGACAACAACGGCGACAACAACAGCGACAACAGCAGCGACAACAACAGCGACAACAACAGCGACAACAGCAACGACAACAACAGUGACAACAGCAGCGACAACAACAGCGACAACAACAGCGACAACAACAGCGACAACAAUAGUGACAACAACAGCGACAACAACAGCGACAAUAACACUGACAACAACGGCGACAACAACAGCGACAACAACAGUGACAACAACAGUGACAACAACAGCGACAACAACAGUGACAACAACGGCGACAACAACAGCGACAACAACAGUGACAACAACAGUGACAACAGCAGCGACAACAGCAGCGACAUCAGCAGUAACAACAGCAGCGACAAUAACAGCGAGAACAGCAGUGACAACAUCAGCGACAACAGCAGCGACAGCAGCAAUGACAAUAGCAGCGACAACAGCAAUGACAACAGCAGCGACAAUAACAGUAACAACAGCAGCGACAAUAACAGUAACAACAGCAGCGACAACAGAAGCGACAAUAACAGUAAAAACAGCAGCGACAACAACAGUAACACCAGCAGCGACAAUAACAGCGAGAACAGCAGCGACAAUAACAGCGAGAACAGCAGCGACAACAGCAGCGAGAACAGCAGCGACAACAGCAGUGACAACAGCAAUGACAACAGCAGCGACAGCAGAAGCGACAACAGCAACAACAACAAUGACAACAGCAGUGACAACAGCAGCGACAACAGCAGCGACAACAGCAGUGACAACACCAGCUACAACAGAAGCGACAACAGCAGAGACAACAACAGUAACAACAGCAGCGACAACAACAGCAAUGACAACAACAAUGACAACAGCAGUGACAACAACAGUGACAACAGCAUUGACAACAGAAGCAGCAACAUCAGUGACAACAGCAGCCCUGGGCAACGACCAGCUUCCCCUCAAACUGUCACCACCUGCAGUCUAGUAAUGAAGAGUCGAUUUCUUUGUUGUCCGGGUCGAGCGCAGACGACUUUAACCGCUCUGAGACUUUUCCCGACACAGCAGGAAGCUCCGCGCCCAUCCCGUGAAUCGUGUGAUGGACAUUUUGCUUCGGGAGAUUUGAAGAUUUCUGAAGAAUGGAUCAAAAAUCCAUAUUCCUACAAUUUGGAGAUAAUGACAGAUGAUGCUGAGCUGAAGGCAGCUGUUAUUGAUUUCCGGACAAGUCGAGCUUUUGAAAUGCAAUUUGAAAUCAAGACUUUUGGAGGAGUUGCUGGUAUUCAGAACAGGAUAUUACUUCCAUGA